AUGGAUCCCAACUGCUCCUGCGCUGCCGGUGGCUCCUGCAGGUGUGCCGGCUCCUGCAAAUGCAAAGAGUGCAGAUGCACCUCCUGCAAGAAAAGCUGCUGCUCCUGCUGCCCAGAGGGGUGUGCCAAGUAUGCCCAGGGCUGCAUCUGCACGGGUACAUCGGACAAGUGCAGCUGCUGUGCCUGA
This is a messenger RNA of Nyctereutes procyonoides (raccoon dog), 186 nucleotides long. Its product is annotated as metallothionein-2-like. Bases 1 to 186 code for a protein of 61 amino acids. Lineage: Eukaryota; Metazoa; Chordata; Mammalia; Carnivora; Canidae. Gene Ontology annotation, molecular function: metal ion binding. The record is from RefSeq and is a predicted model, not a curated record. The transcript has a single exon.